CCCCGCGGUGUCCACAAACGACCUGCAGCCGAUCGUUUCUCUGUAGAAGGAAGAGCACACACGCUUUCGCUCUCCUGAUUCCGCAAAGUAUCGUUGUACACACCGGUGCAUCAGUCUCUCUUGUAGUUGGAGGUGUCCAGUAGAGUGGAAGAAGCCAUGUCAGGGCAACGGAAAGGUGCAGUGGGGCGUCUGAGAAAGUGUGCCUUCUGUAGAACUAACCGAGAGAAGGAGUGUGGCCAGCUUCUAGUAUCAGACAACCAGAGGGUGGCAGCCCACCACAAAUGUAUGCUUUUCUCAUCUGCCCUGGUGACCUCUCAUUCAGACAGUGAAAACAUUGGGGGAUUUUCUGUUGAGGAUGUGAAGAAGGAGAUCAAAAGAGGAAACAAAUUGAUGUGCUCUUCUUGCCACCGGCCCGGGGCUACCAUAGGCUGCGAUGUAAAGACGUGUCGGCGGACGUACCACUACUACUGUGCCCUAUGGGACAAGGCACAGACCAAGGAGAACCCCUCCCAGGGAAUUUACCUAGUUUACUGUCGUAAGCAUCGCGACGCCUCCCAAGAAGCCAGCGAUGAGGAGCAAGGAGUCGCAGCCAACGAUUCCGAUUCCUCCCCGCCAAGGAACAGAGGAAGGGGGAGGUUUGAGAAGAGCCGAAUCCGAGCCGUGUCUCGUGGCCAAUCGGACGACGCCCGCUCGACCUCGUCGCAAGGGCUGGAUGAAAUGGAAAGCUCCUCAAAUCGGGACCGGUCCCCUCUGAGGGGCAGCCUGAGUGAGUCAGGGCUUCGUUGUGGUUUCUGCCAUGCUGGCGAUGAAGAGAAUCAGACACGUGGUGUGCUGCAUUCUGACAAUGCGAAAAAGGUCGCCGCCCACUACAAAUGCAUGCUUUUCUCUUCGGGAACUGUCCAGCUCACUACAACCUCACGUGCAGAAUUUGGGAACUUUGACAUUAAAACAGUCAUUCAGGAAAUAAAGAGAGGAAAAAGAAUGAAAUGCACCCUGUGUGGCCAGCUUGGAGCCACCAUUGGCUGUGAGAUAAAAGCCUGCGUGAAAACCUACCAUUAUCACUGUGGCCUGCAGGACAAGGCCAAAUACAUAGAGAACAUGGCCCGAGGCAUAUACAAACUGUACUGUAAGAAUCACAGUGGAAAUGAGGAACGGGAUGAAGAGGAUGAGGAAAGGGAGAGUCGGAGUCGCGAGAGGGCUGCCAGCAACCAUGAGGGAACGUCUUCUCCAUCCCAAGUCAAUGGCAACUAGAUGGUGAAAGAAGAUGAGCAGGAGAAAAGAACAAGAUAUUUUUGUAUUGUGCUCAUUUAGAACUUAGGGGCCAGCUCACAAUAUCGACACUUGCGAUUUUCUCCUCAUUGCCAGAAAAUCCAUAACCAUGGACAACCGGCCAUACAUUUCUAUGCCUUUUUCUCAAUAUUUCGUGAACAUUAAGAAUGAAACUGGAGAGUCCAGCGAGUACCAAAAUCCCACUGAACUGUAAGAUGGGUUUGAGAACAGAUUGAGCCAAGUCCUAAAUCUAAAACAAACAAAUAACAAAAUCCCUUUUGGAUGGAGAAUCCCCAUUAACAGUGUAAUUUGGUCCAGGACUGGACUGAAUCUGUGUCUGAAAAACUGUCAGUACAUUUUUAAGAUGUGAGCCAUUGUACCUCUGAACCACUGGACCAAUGGAUGUUUUCUCUGUCCAGUUUCUUUCUUCACAAACUGCUUUCACCAGACCCAUUUUUUGAGACUUCUGCCUGAUUGUUUCUACUGUCUCUUCCAAAUCAAGAAGUUUAAUAAGCCUGUUGCUGUAAUUCUCUGUCAGAGAAUUGACAUUUAUCUUUACCUCUUACUUUGUCUUGUAUCAUGUAUUAUAUUUUACUACUGUAUUAUAAUCAUGAGUAAUGUUGAAUAUCUGUGGCUUCCUUUAUAGGCUUUAGUCAGGAUUAAAGAUCAGUGACUAGCAUGCACUUUUUCUUUA
Molecule: messenger RNA, 1963 nt
Organism: Electrophorus electricus (electric eel)
Lineage: Eukaryota; Metazoa; Chordata; Actinopteri; Gymnotiformes; Gymnotidae
Gene: phf6
Product: PHD finger protein 6
Cellular component (GO): nucleus
Molecular function (GO): histone deacetylase binding; histone binding
Source: RefSeq, a predicted model, not a curated record